Messenger RNA from Prorocentrum cordatum, 570 nucleotides. Lineage: Eukaryota; Dinophyceae; Prorocentrales; Prorocentraceae. The record is from the annotation of a GenBank genome assembly.
AUGGGCAAUACGCAGCAUGCGUGUCACAUUGUGCCCAAGUCGUCGCAGAGCGAGUGCUGGAAGUGCACAGAGUGCGGCUGCCAGUGCAAUGAGGCUCGGUGGAGCUGGUGCACGAAUUACGAGACGAGCCUCGCGACUGCAGCGUUCGGCAGGUCUUGGCGUGAUCAGCAAGGCCCUUAUGAUGCGUGGGGCCAUGGCGCACCUGCUCACUGGCCCGGGUUUCAGCUUGAGGCAGGGGCAGGAGGAGGAAGCUUUGUAUACGGGGUGCCAUUGGCGCUUAAUCCAGGGCCGCAGCUUGUCGGAGGUAGCGGGGCUGGUCCCACGGCUUCCCCGCCCAGUGCGCAGCUCGGUGGGAAAGGAUGUGUCGCUACGGGCACUGGCACAGGGGCUCAGUCCCAGUUCGGCGUCAGCGACCUUCCUUGGCUCAAGCAGUUGGCCAGUACCUUCGAGGCUUUCGGCGAUGAGCAGCAGCUGUACUAUGGCAGCAUCAUCGCCAGUCUGGAAGUUGCUGAGAUUCCGCCGCCACGUCCCACAGUCGGCAUGUUCAAGCACGUGUGCGAGCAAGCAUGA